Paraglomus occultum is the source of this 972-nucleotide messenger RNA. The record is from the annotation of a GenBank genome assembly. NCBI's taxonomy places the organism in Eukaryota, Fungi, Glomeromycota, Glomeromycetes, Paraglomerales, Paraglomeraceae.
AUGUUAUCGUUACGCUUGCUGUCCAUGAUAUUGCUGGGGAUUCAAGUCGUUGCCUUUGUGUUUAUAAUAAUAAUUGCUGCAUUACUUGGUAGCUGGAUAUCGGACACUGAGAAAUUUCUGUCAGACUUUAUUGUUGAAUAUACAAACUUCAAAGGCUACUCGGUAAGCAUUCAUGGAUACCCAGCGGACGUAUACAUUGCGCUCAUAGUGACUGGCAUAUCGGUCAUAGUAGGCCUCCCUCUAUUAAUACCGGACGUCAUCAACCGUUUUAGACUCAACCUGUAUUUCGUCAUAAUGGAAGCGGUUCUUUCUGGUCUUUGGCUAGUUACCGCAAUAAUAAUAGCAACCGGUGCAGGAAUGACCGACGAAUUUUUCGCUAUUCGACUGGUUAAGCCUUAUUCUGACUACCUGUACCCGGACCAGCAGCCAUAUUUUCACUUUCUUGAGAAAGCGGCGAGCCUCGGUCAUGUUAUUGAAACCUUUGCGUUCCUUAAUGCUGCCAUUUGGGGAUGCGGUGCCCUGUUGCGCUUUCAAUUGAUGAGGUUGAUGAAGCGGAAAACGUUUAAUGAACGUAGAGGUACAAUUCCGGAACCAUAUAAGAUGGAUUCGAGCAGGAUUGAUGAGAACGCCGUUGGCAAUGUUGAUGAUGAAGAUGACGGUCAGUCGAAUGUAGUAACAGCACAGCAGUUGCACGAGCUAAGAUUGAAAAAAUUGCAAAGUGUCAAAGAUGAUGAGGAGAGUGAAGGAGAAAUGUUAAAAUUUGUGGAGAUUCAAGUACCCGUUCGACCCAAGAUUGAAUUCGGUGAGAAGUUUAAUAGUGCGAACCAGGGUUUCUCUGGAAAUAAAAAUGAAGAUAUUACACGCCCUUUUCCCGCACAGGUCCCCCCUCAGACACCGCCAAAGGAUGAGCGUGCGGCUAACGAGCGGCAUUUUUCAAAUAAUUCUUCGGGUUUCGUGGUAAACACUGUUUAA